Messenger RNA from Aedes albopictus (Asian tiger mosquito), 5266 nucleotides. It is a transcript of the gene cpx, whose product is annotated as complexin. Gene Ontology annotation, biological process: synaptic vesicle exocytosis; regulation of neurotransmitter secretion; neurotransmitter transport. Gene Ontology annotation, molecular function: syntaxin binding. The transcript has 6 exons. The record is from RefSeq and is a predicted model, not a curated record. Lineage: Eukaryota; Metazoa; Arthropoda; Insecta; Diptera; Culicidae. The coding region runs from base 642 to 1109 and encodes 155 amino acids. Gene Ontology annotation, cellular component: terminal bouton; SNARE complex.
CAAAUGAGCAGUUUUAUUAUUAGGAACUUGAGAACAGUUUCUUCGGCUCUGCAAUAAAAAUAACAACAGACCUCGCGAAAAAUACUAAUCGGGCUCCAAACCUAAAAACUUAAGAAUCCCAAAUACUGGCCAAAACUAAUUUCUUGUGUCAUUUGCACUACGUUUCUUUUCAAUUUUGUUUCGUUCUUUCGAUUAAAAACACCAUUCUCCAUUAAAAGCGACCUUUUCUAACUUAUCAUAUUUUCCCAUCUUCUCCUUACAGUGAACAGGAAAUACAGAAACUGCUGUGUUCAUAAAUUUUAGGAACUUUUUCCCGCCCUUGCUACACGUGUGUGUGUCGUCACCCUCUGUCGCACUAUCUCUCUCUUUCGCGCGCGCACUCUAUCUCAAUUUUCGUUUGUGCUUCUCUAUCUCGUUUCCCCGUGUAAGAAAAAAACGUGAUUCAACGUUCUUCAUUCAAUAUUUGCGACCGUGACGAACCGAUUGUGUUGUGAAAUAGAAUCGCUGAAGCGCAGUCAGUGAUCAGUGAGCGACGACCUGUGGUGUAUUGUGUGAAAACUAUUAGUUUCUUUUGAAACACAGUGUUAAGGUUUUAGUUGUGCGUCUGAAACAACAACAACAAAAGCAGCGACCAAGACAAGAUGGCGGCUUUCAUUGCUAAGCAGAUGGUCGGCAGUCAGCUGAACGCUGUCAAAGGAGCUGCCGGAGGCGCUGUAGGCGGCGAUGGCGGUGACGAUGAGAACGACAAAGAGAAGGAGGAGGAGGCCGAGCGCGAACGUCAGGAGGCGAUCCGCGAAGCCGAAGAACGACGAAAGGAGAAACACCGCAAGAUGGAGGAGGAGCGGGAGAAGAUGCGACAGGAAAUCCGAGACAAAUAUAACAUAAAGAAAAAGGAGGAAGUGGUCGAACAGGCACCCCAGGAGGAACCCAACCCGCUGAUGCGGAAAAAGAAAACGCCCGAAGAGCUGGCGGCCGAGGCGGAACAGGAGGAUCUGGACGACUUCACAAAUGGCGACCCGUCAAGCGGUAAUAGAAAGUUGAAAAACUCCAUAGAGACGCAGGUGAACGAGAUCAAAACGCAGAUCGAGGGAAAAUGCUCCUUACAGUGAUUAUUCAUCAUCCGUAUUCAGCAGUAUAUUCAAUAAUAUUAACUCUAAUUUAAAGAAAUAAAAAGGAAUAACAGAAAUAAGCAGAAUGCAAAUAUUAUAGAACAAAAAAAAAAACAAAAUAGUAAUUAUUUAAAGAAAGUGAAACCACAUGAAAAACAAAUGAUUAAAACAAAAAAAAAGUAUUUAAAUGUAAAGUUUUAAAUUGAAAAAUUCAACAGAGAAAAAAACCAACAGAAAAAAAACAAAAACCCAUAAUGUAUAAGCAGCAUUAUUCACCACCACCACAACCACACUCACAAACGAAAACACGCAACCAACGACAGGCAAUCCAGAUGAGCAACAGAAACCCAACCAUUACCGGCACCGUUUGAAGCGUAAAACCCAUGUAAUAUGAGUGUGCGAACACCACACAAGCCGCAACAUCAACAACAACAGCAAAUAGCGACGACGACACAAGCAGCACCAUCACGAUCACCACCAUCACCAAUAGGAACAGUAACAAAAAGCAUUGUUUAAAACACACAACAUGGAAACAUCACAAAGCAAAAGGAAGAAGCUCAUGUAAGUUCAUUGAAUCCAGAAAAAAAACGCGAUACACAAUAGAGAGCAGAUGCAAAUACAUUGUUAAAUAGGGACACCCAGGUGAAUCAACUGAUUAAGAAAUAAAAGUGAAGAAAAAUGUGAUUAUUCAAAAACAAAACAAAAGAGAAAAACAUAAAAAAGGAGAAGCAUUUACCUUUUCGAUUUUCGAGUCUUUCCGUUCGAAACCGUUUUUCGUUGGUGUAAGGAACAGAAGUUUAGACGCUAAAUCAAACAAAACAAACUAGAAUUGCUUCGCAGUAUUCGUGUGCCAGAACAAAAUGGAUAGAACGCACCAGCAAAGAUCCACCAGGAACGGAACGAUGAACAAGCGACAAGCAUUUGUGAUAAAAAGCAUGUUUGUUUGUAGUUGAGAUAAAAUUAGAAACGCAAAUGAGGAGGAUUUGUAGCUACGAUCCAGAGAAAGGAUUUCCUGUAUUCUUAGGUCCCUUUUUUUAAGUUUGGUUUCCAAUGGUUUUUAAAAAUAAAAGAAAAAAGGCAUAUGCCAUUCCAAAUAAACUAAAAACGGAAAACAGUUUAGAACAAUGAAUCUAACUAAACUCUUAGCGUUAGUACGAGUCAUAUAUAUUUAGCUUGAAAUUCGUUGAAAGUUUGGCAAAUGUUGUAAAACAAAGUUAUAAGCCUCUGGUUGAUAAAAGAGAACCGAAAAAUGUACUCGAUACAAACCUUAGGUAAACUGCUCCUUUUGAACACAUGAAGAAACAGUGCCGAGUAUUCCAAGCGUUUAUUAUUAAAACUAGUAAAAGAAAAACUCGAAAGUAAUCACAUUGGCAGUAGUUUACAGGUUAUUUGCUGUUACUAGUUGAAUUUUUAUUUAACGAGAAAUGUUGGAAGAGUAUUGUGUUUAGUACGAUACAUCAAUAGAAGAAGCAGUCGUUCAUCCCAAAUUCCCAGCUCCCGAGCCAGAGGAGAAAUAGAACGCGUUUAUCGCCAUCGAAUUGAUGUGUUUCUAAGAAUAUUUUUCCAAGUGCACUUCGAGACUUUAUUCAGUCUCUUUGAAUGAACAAAAAAUCACCAACCCAAGUGCACCCCAGACAUUAAAUGCUAAUACUUGACUUCUUUGGAUGAAAUGCUUCCUCCUUUUCUGUCGCCUGGUUCUAUUUCAUGUCAUAACCUAACAUUUUUUGUGGCCAUAGCUCUGCUUCAUCAGUCUCAAUUUUGCUUCAUAACAUUCUUAAUCUCGAUAAACGAUUGAACUGUGCUACGGGAAAGUUGAAGCAGUGGUGUACGACUGACAACAUUGUUCAUCUGCCAUUUUUGACAGAUACAAGUGUUACAGAGAGUAAAGCUUUCCUGGUGUUGAAUAAUUUCUAAUUGUUUAAUGAAUUUUUAAAAUUUCAGAUAUCGAUGUACAUUCUUCUCUGUUUCAAAAUUGCAUGGAUUCUGAUUUUCUCAGCAUUUUCUAUUCUCCACGUCUAUUCAUCGGAUAACAGUACAACCAGAACUUCAUUCGCGAUCUCUUACUGCACCCGUCGUAUUCUGUUGAAUGUUUAUGUCGCGCUCAUUGAUGUCGUGUCGCUAGUAGUAAAUGUAUUGAUAACAAAGGCAAAAAGCAAAUACGUUAAUCUACUGACAGCAGCGAAACUCAAACGGUUUUAUCUGUUGAUCUGUUGACAACCACCCAAAACAACAACAACACAUUACAGCUAGUAAACAAAAACAAACAGUAUGUUUAUCUCUCUAUCCUAUCGUUAGAAAUCAUUGAUUAGCAGAAAACGAAAGCAAAUAUUGAAUGAAAUUAGCGAAAAACAAACUCAUAAUCUCUUAACAUUUAUCUUCAAAUUCUCUUCCUAACUAUUGAAAACAAACAACUUUCCCAAAACCAAUCGGCUUUACCUAGAGUAAAGUGCAGUGUUCUGUUUCUGUAUGUACUUCAUCUGAAAAUCUUUACGCAACACAACUAUAAUCAGGUUUCCACAUGCAGAAAAAUUUCUUCAAAAGAGAAACGCUUACAGCGCUUCCCUACCAUUUCGAAUAGAGAAACUCAGUUUCGAAUUCACAGUGUAUCGAAAUCACAAACACAGCUUUCACAUUGUAAACCCAGACAAGGAAGAAACCCGAUCGAAUAACCCAGCAAUGACAGUUAAGCGAAAAUGAAAACAAGACAACGUUUGUUUAUAAUUGUUGAAGAGAAUUAAAUGAAAAAGUUACACAUUAAAAAUAAAACACAAAAAACUGUUAAACCUCUGUUUUAUUUGUUUCCAUCGCUUUCAUCACCCGGACACGUCACCGGCACCAUGACACAUUUACAUCAAUAACUAUACAUUCUUCACCACAGGUCCCCCAUCUUCAACUACAUAUAUAGAGAACAUUUCUGAAAUGUGCUACUGACGCAAGGACUGAUUGUUCGCGUCAGAACAUUUCCACCGCAAAAAUUCACCACCAUUAGCUUCUGCGAGCAGUUCUCGCGCAUCAAAAAUAACAAUUCACCACCAUAGCUCGAGUGAAAUAAAAAGACAAGAAACAUUCAAAUACAAUAUGUGUGUCAAUUAUUAUUACCAUUAAAAGAGGAAAAACGAUAAAAAUAUAUAUAUUUAGGAAUAUAACGAAAAACCUACAAGUAGAACAGCAUUAUCUGGAGUUGCGAAAAGAGCAAAAGAAUGGAAUUUUACCGCACUUGAGACGUGAUUGGCUUUAUCAUACACUUAUCCAAGCACACUCACAAAGUUGAGAAAAGUGUCAAAAGUAUCAUCGUCGCAGUCAAAAACACUCAAGUUGCCCUCUAGUGCGACGAAAUUGCAGGAACGCUCCGGUGUGACAAUUUAUCAGAGGAAAUAUUAUUGCAUCUUCCAGUUAUGCAGCAGUUGAACAGUAAAACCAUUUAUAGUAGCGUAUAUCAAUUUAGCAGGAACCCAAUUGGCCGGUCUUGAAUCGCAAACCGCAAAUCCUAGCCAGAGAAUCUUAUCUACAAAUGCACCAUAAAAUGUAACAUUUAACAUCGUUGAUCUUUUUGUUAAAGUUGCAAUCUCUAUUUUAGUUGUCUCGUUAGUUGAUUUACGCUAUCUUAAUGCACCGCAUCUCCUGAAAAAGAAUACUAAAAUAUUCAUUCUAACGGAUUCUACGCCGCAAGUAUCAUUCUAAAACAACUAUCUAACCUAACAUACCAAUGCUAAAUCCAACACACGAAAACACAAACAAUACACCAUUGAAUCGAAAUCACUCACUUAUCAGCUACUCCUAUUGUUCUUUCCUCCUUUCAAAACUAUAACUUCAGAAAAGAAUUAACAGAGAACCCACACAAAUCCAAUAACAGAGUAAAACAAAAGCAAUGAUGCCUAGCACGGGGCCCUGAUUUAUCCCGCGCGCGGUCAUACUUAUAAUCCCUUAAGCGAAAACAAAAAAAAAAUACCAAAGACGACAAGAACGCUAAAACCUAAGUAAAAUUGAGAAAUGAGUAAAAUCAGAAUAAUGGAAAUUAAUAACAACUGCAAGGAAAUAUCAAUUUUCAAUAUCAAGAGUGUGACAUAACCAAAGCAUGAAGAGAAAAAUGAAAGCAAGCAACACCUCCCAAUCAUUUCCCUCAGAAUGCAAAUAAACCGAGAAGCGUCUUUGAUGUU